This is a messenger RNA of Homo sapiens (human), 1220 nucleotides long. It is a transcript of the gene MAP1LC3C, whose product is annotated as microtubule associated protein 1 light chain 3 gamma. Gene Ontology annotation, cellular component: endomembrane system; cytoskeleton; autophagosome. NCBI's taxonomy places the organism in Eukaryota, Metazoa, Chordata, Mammalia, Primates, Hominidae. The coding region runs from base 104 to 547 and encodes 147 amino acids. Gene Ontology annotation, molecular function: ubiquitin protein ligase binding; phospholipid binding. The transcript is spliced from 5 exons. The record is from RefSeq and is a predicted model, not a curated record. Gene Ontology annotation, biological process: response to stress; autophagy; macroautophagy.
GAUCUGCCCACCUCCGCCUCCUAAAGUACUGGGAUUACAGGUGUGAGCCACUGCACCUGGUGGAAUCCUUGGAAUUUUCAAAGUGACACAGCUACUGAGUGCAAUGCCGCCUCCACAGAAAAUCCCAAGCGUCAGACCCUUCAAGCAGAGGAAAAGCUUGGCAAUCAGACAAGAGGAAGUUGCUGGAAUCCGGGCAAAGUUCCCCAACAAAAUCCCGGUGGUAGUGGAGCGCUACCCCAGGGAGACGUUCCUGCCCCCGCUGGACAAAACCAAGUUCCUGGUCCCGCAGGAGCUGACCAUGACCCAGUUCCUCAGCAUCAUCCGGAGCCGCAUGGUCCUGAGAGCCACGGAAGCCUUUUACUUGCUGGUGAACAACAAGAGCCUGGUCAGCAUGAGCGCAACCAUGGCAGAGAUCUACAGAGACUACAAGGAUGAGGAUGGCUUCGUGUACAUGACCUACGCCUCCCAGGAGACAUUUGGCUGCCUGGAGUCAGCAGCCCCCAGGGAUGGGAGCAGCCUUGAGGACAGACCCUGCAAUCCUCUCUAGCCCAUGUCGGGAAGGAUGUGUGCUCUGACAGACGUGUCAGAUGCUGGCAGAAGGGAUUGGUUUUCUCCUGUGUAUACAGUGGAGGAGUCUGAGAAGCAGGGAUGCCUGGGGUGAUCAGCUCCAACCAGUGGCAGCAGAGUGGUGGCUCUUCCUAGUUUAGUUUUUGUGCUCCGUGUUCUUGUGUCCUUCUAAGAAAAAUGUGGGCUGCUCUUGAAAGUUAUAUAAUUAUCAUUUUUUUUUUUUUGAAACAGGGUCUUGCUCUAUUGCCUAGGCUGGAGCACAGUGGCAUGAUCUUGGCUCACUGCAACCUCCGCCUCCUGGGUUCAAGUGAUUCUUCUGCCUCCACCCCCCGAGUGGCUGGUAUUACAAGCACAUGCCACCACACCAGGCUAAUUUUUGUAUUUUUAGUAGAGACGGGGUUUCACCAUGUUGGCCAGGCUGGUCUCGAACUCCUGACCUCAGGUGAUCCACCCACCUCGGCCUCCCAAAGUGCUGGGAUUACAGGCGUGAGCCACUGCAUCCAGCCAUAUAACCGUAUUCUAAAUAAGAAAUGGUUGGCUUGUGUGAUGGUUUUGUGUAAUGAGCUAGAGAUAAUAUUUUAAGUGUCUUCUGUGGUAUAUGUGGGAGGGCCAUUAAGGAGUGGGUUUCACUCCCUGCAUGUGGGCAGGUGUCC